Molecule: messenger RNA, 821 nt
Organism: Pectinophora gossypiella (pink bollworm)
Lineage: Eukaryota; Metazoa; Arthropoda; Insecta; Lepidoptera; Gelechiidae
Product: trypsin delta-like
Exons: 8
Coding region: 75-821 (248 amino acids)
Biological process (GO): proteolysis
Molecular function (GO): serine-type endopeptidase activity
Source: RefSeq, a predicted model, not a curated record
GUUGUAAAUAAUAAUAAGCUCACCUGUACCCAGAGGUGCCAUUUUAGCAGCAAACAGAGGUUCCGCUGGAUUGUAUGCCGCAAGGAAUACGUAAGGAUGGUGAACAUUGGUGUACGGGCGCGCUGCUGAACCAGCGUCUGAUCAUCACCACAGCCAACUGCGUCUGGAAAUCCAACCGCAUGAGCCGGUUAAAGAUCCGCGCGGGGUCCAGGCACGUGCAGCAGGGGGGACAGGUGGCCGAGAUCGCCGAGGUGAUGAAGCACCCCAAGUGGAGCAUCCGGAAGAACCCUGACAACGACGUCGCCUUACUGCUCACUGAUCGGAACAUCAAGUUCUCCCACUCAUGCCACGCGGUAGACCUUCCAAAUCGCGUCAUGAUGCCAGUGUUUGACGACGCAUGGAUCGUCAGCUGGGGUACAGAACGGCGCGAUGGCAUCUACGAUAGGCAAGAAAUGACACUGCAAGUAUUCCACUCGCGGCUGAUGAACCGUGACAAGUGUAACAACAUUACCAUGCGCUUCGGUGUGUUUGUAUCGGACAACUUCAUCUGUCUAGAGCAGACUGGACGGCGCGCGCCGUGCACGAGAGACACUGGAGCGCCUGCAGUGAGUGAUGGCGUGCUCUGGGGACUGGCGUCGUGGGGCAUACGGAAGAUGUGCGGCACGGAGCGGUUCCCGGCAAUGUUCUCGUACAUCGCGUCAGACAGCAACAUGGACUUUAUCAUCAAUGCGACACACUUCAUGAUGGCUGAAGAGCGGCUGUACCCCUUCCUGGACCGGUACCAGGCGCAAUCUGACAUACUCAGGCCCGUCAGACACUGA